AUGCAAGACACACGCAGGACACACGCAGGACAAACGCAGGACACACGCAGGACACGCGCAGGGCAUACGCAGGACACGCGCAGGGCAUACACAGGACACCAGCAGGGCAUAUGCAGAAGACACGCUGGAGACACGCAGGACAUACGCAGGACACACGCAGGAGACACGCAGGAGACACAGGGCAUAUGCAGGACACACGCAGGACACACGCAGGAGACACGCAGGAGACACAGGGCAUAUGCAGGACACACGCAGGAGACACGCUGGAGACACGCAGGACAUACGCAGGACAUACGCAGGAGACACGCUGGAGACACGCAGGACAUACGCAGGACAUACGCAGGACACAUGCAGGACACAUGCAGGACACACGCAGGAGACACGCAGGACAAACGCAGGACAUACGCAGGACACACGCAGGAGACACGCAGGACACACGCAGGAGACACGCAGGAGACACGCUGGAGACACGCAGGACACACGCAGGAGACACGCAGGACACACGCAGGACACGCGCAGGGCAUACGCAGGACACGCGCAGGGCAUACACAGGACACCAGCAGGGCAUAUGCAGAAGACACGCUGGAGACACGCAGGACAUACGCAGGACACACGCAGGAGACACGCAGGAGACACAGGGCAUAUGCAGGACACACGCAGGACACACGCAGGAGACACGCAGGAGACACAGGGCAUAUGCAGGACACACGCAGGAGACACGCUGGAGACACGCAGGACAUACGCAGGACAUACGCAGGAGACACGCUGGAGACACGCAGGACAUACGCAGGACAUACGCAGGACACAUGCAGGACACAUGCAGGACACACGCAGGAGACACGCAGGAGACACGCUGGAGACACGCAGGACACACGCAGGAGACACGCAGGACACACGCAGGACACGCGCAGGGCAUACGCAGGACACGCGCAGGGCAUACACAGGACACCAGCAGGGCAUAUGCAGAAGACACGCUGGAGACACGCAGGACAUACGCAGGACACACGCAGGAGACACGCAGGAGACACAGGGCAUAUGCAGGACACACGCAGGACACACGCAGGAGACACGCAGGAGACACAGGGCAUAUGCAGGACACACGCAGGAGACACGCUGGAGACACGCAGGACAUACGCAGGACAUACGCAGGAGACACGCUGGAGACACGCAGGACAUACGCAGGACAUACGCAGGACACAUGCAGGACACAUGCAGGACACACGCAGGAGACACGCAGGACAAACGCAGGACAUACGCAGGACACACGCAGGAGACACGCAGGACACACGCAGGAGACACGCAGGAGACACGCUGGAGACACGCAGGACACACGCAGGAGACACGCAGGACACACGCAGGGCACACGCAGGACACACGCAGGACAAACGCAGGAGACACGCAGGACAUGGACACCCGCAGGACACCCGCAGGACACACGCAGGAGACACGCUGGAGACACACGCAGGAGACACGCAGGAGACACGCAGGACACACGCAGGGCACACGCAGGACACACGCAGGGCACACGCAGGACACACGCAGGACAAACGCAGGAGACACGCAGGACAUGGACACCCGCAGGACACCCGCAGGACACACGCAGGAGACACGCUGGAGACACACGCAGGAGACACGCAGGACACACGCAGGACACACGCAGGAGACAUGCAGGAGACUCGCAGGACACACGCAGGAGACACGCAGGAGACACGCAUGACACAUGCAAGACACACGCAGGACACAUGCAGGACAAACGCAGGAGAAACGCAGGACACGCGCAGGGCAUACGCAGGACACGCGCAGGAGACACGCUGGAGACACGCAGGACAUACGCAGGACACACGCAGGAGACACGCAGGAGACACGCAGGACAUACGCAAGACACACGCAGGAGACACGCAGGAGACACGCAGGAGACACGCAGGGCAUAUGCAGGAGACAAGCAGGAGACACGCUGGAGACACGCAGGACAUACGCAGGACACACGCAGGAGACACGCAGGAGACACGCAGGACAUACGCAGGAGACACGCAGGACAUACGCAGGACACAUGCAGGACACAUGCAGGACACACGCAGGAGACACGCAGGACGUACGCAGGACAUACGCAGGACACACGCAGGAGACACGCAGGAGACACGCAGGACACACGCAGGGCACACGCAGGACACACGCAGGACAAACGCAGGAGACACGCAGGACAUACGCAGGACACACGCAGGACACACGCAGGACACACGCAGGAGACACGCAGGAGACACGCAGGACAUACGCAGGAGACACGCAAGACACACGCAGGACACAAGGAAACUUGUUCUCAUUCCGUACGAACACGUGGAUGAUGGACUGAAAGGAUGA
Messenger RNA from Haliotis rufescens (red abalone), 2358 nucleotides. RefSeq names its product sarcoplasmic reticulum histidine-rich calcium-binding protein-like. The record is from RefSeq and is a predicted model, not a curated record. NCBI's taxonomy places the organism in Eukaryota, Metazoa, Mollusca, Gastropoda, Lepetellida, Haliotidae. The transcript has a single exon. Bases 1 to 2358 code for a protein of 785 amino acids.